AAUCAAAAUAUUUUGAUUGUUGUUGUUGUGAAAAUGUCAUUGGUUUUUUUACCAAAAAAGUGGUGAAAAUUUUGGGAUUAACAAUGAGAUUUAAAGUAAUACAAGAACCCGUGGGUCCCUUAAUCUUUUGUUAAUCCAAUAUCUCUGGGACUCUUAUCCUUUUGUCAUCAUAAUCAUCCUUUGUAUUUCUGCCCUAAGGCGAUAAGAAAAAGUUUCAUCUCUUCUUAACCUUUUAUCUUCUUAUUUUUUUUCUUCAUCUUCUCUCCUACUCAUUGAAAGACUUUUUUUUUCCAAGGUACAUCACCAUUGUCAUCCUCAUCUUUUACCUGUGAAAAAAAUGUCAUUUCAAGAGUGUAAAUAUUUCAUCUUCAUUCAUUGUUGUAAUGGUUGGUCACCUUUUCUCAAUCAACUGACCAAAACAAUUCAUAUUGACACUUUAAUUACUUUCAUCUUCUCAAGUGAAUAUGUAAUAUGAUUUUUUUAAGGAAAAAAAAACUCAUUGAGAUUCAUUUUCAUGGGUUACAAGUUCCAACUGAUUCAGUAACUUCCCAUGUGAAACUUAUCUGUUCAAUGAUUUAAUUAACUAUUAUCAUCUCCAUCGUCCAUUGUCUUAAUCAUGGUGAUUCACUCAACAAUCAAGUCUAUUGAGAAAAAAAAGAAAAGUAUAAUUUAUGAAUAAUCAGUGAUUAAUUGUUCAUCAAUGAAAUGGAUUAUCUAACUCAAUCAAUUGGUAAUCUUCAAGGUGAUCUGGAGAUUGGUUUUCAAUCACAAAAAACGAUCACAAUUAACAGAGAAUCAAAUUCAACUCCUUUACAUCCUAAUCUAAUUAAUGGUGAUUCUGAUGCCGAUUCUGGGAUUGUCGCCUUAGGACCAGCAAGAAUUGGCUCAUCUUCAUCAACUGACACCGAUCCCGAUGUCACUUUGGCCUGUAAAUAUGUCGCUAAAUCAUUGACAUCUUCAUCUUCCUCAUCCUCAUCAUCUUCAUCAUCCAAUCGAGAUUCAAUUGCACCUCCACCCAUAUCAACACUUUCUUUCAAUUCGGAUAAAAGAAAACCAAUUUUCCAACGAGUUCGAUUCGAUGAUCAACCGAAACCUUCGGUAACCGAUUUUACUUUGCGAAAAUCAUUUCGAGAACUGUUCAAUUCACCUACAUUAAUGGUCAACAAUAAUGACCAACGAUCAAAAGAAGGAACAAAAAGAUCAACAAACGAUUCAACAAUCAGAAAUUCAAACAACAAUCAACUAAUUGUUUCGUCAAGCGAUUCAAAGACAACUUCAUCAAUAUCGAAUUUGAAUAAUCAUUAUUCAUCUUCAUCACUUUCCAAAGAAACUCAUCCUCUAGCUCAUCGACGAUUAACUGUUCCUUCACCGUUGAACCUUAAAUCGUCAACAUUAUCGACUACAACAAUUAACAAGCCAACAACUGAACGAUCAUGGUCAACACUUCCUCGAAAUAAUAAAAUUAAUUCCAAUGGUAAAUGGACCAAUACAAUCAAUCGAAACAGCUUGAAUAAUGAUAUAAAUCGCGGGAAUAAUUUACAAGCACCAACAAUAGUAAAUGGAAACGGACGAAUUGGUGAAAAAAUCGAUUCCAAUGGAACAUUGAAAAGAUCAUUUUUCGAUAAUAAAAAACCGGAUCUCAUCGAGUCUCAUUCAAUAAGCACCAAAUUAAACUCAUCGUCAUUCAAAUUACCCGAGUCUUCAAUCAAUCUAUCAACAUGUUCAUCGUCCAAUUUACCUCAAGUACAGUCAACAACAAUGUCCAAAAGUCGUAGUUGUGCAACUCUAAGUAACAACAAUAAAGGUCAGUUGAAGGAAAAUUCAAUACAAACCAAUGGAAGUUCAAACAAUGAGCCGAAAAUUACUAAAUUGUGUACAAUUGAUCCUUUGGAAUCAACUGAUUCAAUGGUCUGUGCUUUUGCCUCAGUGGCAAAUGUGAUCGCUGAUGAUUGUUCAUCAAUCGUCAGUGCAAAGGGUUGUGUUGAUAAAGCAGUUGCUGCCGCAGUGGCCGCAGUUAAUUAUGUUACAUCAUCAAAUCAACAAGUUAAUUUAUCAACAAAUUCAACUGUAACAACAACAUCAUCAUCAUCAUCAUCAAUCAGAAAAUCAUCAAAUCACUCAACAAGUGUGACAACAAAUGGUCAUUCUAAUGGUCAUCCAUGUAACCAUGAUAAUCGUCAUCUUCACCGUGCUCAUCAUAAUUUUUCUCAUCAAUUUAAUAAUAAUGAUCGCCUUGAGCGAUAUAAUUCAAGUAAUAUAAAAAACGAAAUAGAUUCAGAUGAAAUUGAUGAGGAAGAUGAUAAGCUGGAUCAUCAAUACGAAGCGAUAUUUCCUUGUGGGAAAACAUCAACCUCUAAUCAGGCAACUUCUAAAUUAACAGUAUCAUCAUCAUUAGGAGAAAUGGUAACUCAGGUCAGCUCACAAUCUAAAUCAUUAUCAUCAACAUCGCUCUCAAAAAGAUCCACACCAACAUCAUUUUCAUCGAUCCCUUUGGAGAUGAUGCUGAUUAAAUCAAAGGAAAAGGUAACAAUCGGUAAUAAUUCAGUUGAAAGGGAAUUAAACCAAUCAUCAGUUAAUUCCAAUGAGAGUGAACCAUCAAAUAAUCAACGAAGCAUCUCAAGUAAAAUGAUCAGUAAAUUGAACAACAACAACAUUGCUCAAGAUGAAGAUGAAGAUGAUGAUGAUGAUGAUAAUCUUCAUCCCAAUCAUCAUCAUCAUCAUCAACCACAAUCUCAUGUUAAUAAUUAUCUCAAUGGUGAAAAUGUUGACCCGAUCUCAACCGGAAUCCGUUACAAGUCAAUUCUUAAACGUAGUUCAACAAGUUCACCAAAUUGGCCUCAACAAUCAAUCCAUUUUACUGAAGAAGAGACCGGGACGAAAAAUAGAAAUGAUGAUGGAGAUGAAGAUGAAGAUGGAGAUAAUGAUAAUGAUGGAAAAUCAGAAGAAAUAACUGAUUGUGAUGGAGAAAAAUCAAAUGAAGAAAAUCCUGUUGGUGGAAAUAAUGAAGAGAGAAAAGUGGAUGAGUAUGAGGAGGAUAAAGUUGUCCAGAAAAACGAAACCGAGCCAAUGGCCUUACAGAUCAAUGGUCCGUGUUCCGUACCAAGUUUAUCAUCAUCUGCAUCAUCAUCACCGAGAGUAUCAUCCGCAUCUUUUACUGCCUCUUCCUUAUCCUGCCAACCAAUGAACCAACAACAACAUCACCAAAGUAAAGUUUCAUCUAAAAAUUUAAUCGCCAAUUAUUUACCUGCCAAUGGAUAUUUAACUCAAUCAAAUAGAUUGUCAUUGAUCAAUGAUCAUUCAGAAGCUACUUACCUUCAACCUGAUCAAAUUUAUCCUAAUCCUUUACCAUCAGCAACACAAUCAAUCCCAACAAUUGAAUCAUCAACGUCAUUAAAACUUGAUGGUCAAUCUCAAAGAUAUUCAAAUGAUGAUGAUCAUCACCAUCAACAACAACAACAACAACAAUCAACUAAUGAAGUUGAAUAUGCAAUUAUAACCAAAUCAUUUGAGAAGAAAAAUGUUUCUAAUGAAUCAACUAAUAUUAAUUUUAAUCAUAAUCAACAUCAUUAUCAUUCAUCUCAACCUAAUGAUAAUCGUUCAACUUGCCAACAAUUUACAUCUCAACUCACAGGGGAUAAUAAUAAAUUGUUACAAUCAACAUCAUUAACUGCUGGAAACGUUAAUCCAAUAGUAAAAAUGACUCGAUUUGCAUUAGAUGAAACCGAUGGAGUUAAUUACAACCGUAAUAGCAAUUUAGCUAAAAGCUCAUCGUCAACAGUAAUUACACCUUCGGCAGCUUCAAAUGGUAAUAAUAAUAAAUGGUUAACUAAGCGAUUUGGUGGCCUGAGAAAAGCGAUAUCAAGAGCGUUCAGUAGUGAUCGAUUACCCAAAGAAAAUGGAAUCAAUUUUAAUGAUAAUCUGACUGCUAAUUGCAAGGGAUCAUCAACAUCGUCCGGACUCAGAGGAAUUGAAUCAACUUCAACCAGGGUUAAAAAUUUGAAAAUUUCACCCUCCAAAUCAACACCAAAUCUUAAUUGUAGAUCACAAUUAACUGAUUCUUCUUGCCAACGAAAUCAUUCAAGUGAAGAUUUAACUAUUGAUUUAAAAUCGUUUGUGAAAAGUGUUAAAAAUCGUAUGAGUUUUAGGAGAAAAGAUCAAACCAAAGGAAAAAAAGUAACAACAGACAAAUUAGAUAAUUGUAAAUCUAAAUUGUCAACAAUUAAUCAGCAAAUUGUUAAAAGCGAUCACAAUACUGAUACUAAUCAAAGUAAAAACAAUUGGAUUAGUGAAUCAAAUAAUACCAAAGAUAAUCUUGUCGAUGAUCAAGAGAUUAAUCAACUUUGGGGUGAAUUAAUUGAAUUGCGAUCUGAUGGAUCACAAGUAAUUGAAUUAAAUCGAUCUCAAAAUAAACCGUUCGGCUUUUUCUUGGCAAGAGGAACAGUUAAUAAUGUUAAAGGUGUUUUUGUAUCUCGUAUGAGAGAUGAGCAAACCCAAACCAUAUUAACUGGAUUAAUUGAGAUUGGAGAUGAAAUAAUUGCCAUUGAUGGAUUAGAUGUUAAAAGUUAUCAUAACAUGGGUCAAGUUAAUCAGCUGAUGUCCAACAAAAAACGAGUUGUAUUAACAGUGCGACCUUAUAUCAAUCAGCAUCACGAUUAGUCAAAAUCAUCAUCAAUCGAUAUAAUAAUAAUUCAUAAUUGUAUCACUUUUAACACAAUCAAUUUAUAUACAUAAUUUAAUGUUAUUAGCAAUCAGUCAACCUGCACUUGACCACUAAUUUUGUGUAAUAAUUUUAAUCACCAUUUGAACAGCUUAAUUGUUUUUCAAUUCAUUUUCAUUUUCUGUACUCUAAUAUUGUAAAAAAAUUAAAUUCACUACAAUUUAUCAAUUAUUAUUAUUACAUAGGAUUGUUGCCCAAUCAA
Panonychus citri (citrus red mite) is the source of this 4919-nucleotide messenger RNA. RefSeq names its product probable serine/threonine-protein kinase DDB_G0282963. The transcript is spliced from 5 exons. The record is from RefSeq and is a predicted model, not a curated record. Lineage: Eukaryota; Metazoa; Arthropoda; Arachnida; Trombidiformes; Tetranychidae. The coding region runs from base 706 to 4656 and encodes 1316 amino acids. Gene Ontology annotation, molecular function: protein binding.